CGGGCCGAGUGUUCCACCCUUACCGCCGCGGGAGAAGCGGCAUGGCUGAGUUGCGCUUGGCGGCGCGGGCGGGAGGCUGCUGAGCAGGUGGCGUCGGAGAACGGGAUGGCUCCGCAGCAGAAGUCCAGCGUGGAAUUGGUCCCGCACCGGCCGCCCUCUUCGGCCACGCGGCUCUUCACCUGGGACGAAAUCCAGGCCCACACCAAGCAAGGAGCCCCGGGGCGAGAGAAUUGGCUGGUGGUCGGCAGGAAAGUGUACGACGUCCGCAGCUUCUGCCAGAGACACCCCGGGGGCUCCCGGAUCCUGAUGAGCCACUUUGGGGAGGACGUGACGGUGAGAUGCGGAUUGGGGGUCGUGUGAAAAGUGUGAAGGAGGUGAUGGAGGAGAGAUAACUAAGCUACCCCGUGAUAUUGCAUGUCAGUCGGUCCCGCAUUCCUCUGUUCUGCUCUGAGUCCGGAGCGCCUCAGAUUAAGGUCUGAGGGACAUAUGGUGAACGGCUGAUAGUCCGUUCGUCGAUAAAUAACAGUAUGGUAAUAAAUCAUUUAGGAGUCAAUUCUCUAGUAACCUAAUUAAAGUACUAUCUCGUCGGCAGUAAAUUCCUUAGUCAAGGCACUGUAAUUAAAAAUCCCAGUUUCAUGCUGAGGAGAAAUCAGUCCUAAAUCCUACUAUGCAUCCUUGUAACAUAGAAGAACACAGAUUAUACGUAAUAUAUAUAUCAUUUUGAACUUUUAAAAUGACUUCUCAUCUGAUGCAAAAGUUGCAGAUACAGUGAGAAUAAUGUGAGGUCAUAAGCAUAAAUUGUUGUAAAUGCCUAGAAUAUUAUAUUUAUGAAUAAAUUGAUAGGCUGCCAAAGCUGUACAUUUUUCCUGAGGGUGAUUGUAUAAUCGAAACAUACUCCUGACCUCAAAGUCAGCAGCUCUUUUAAACCAAUGUUUCCCUCAAGAUGCAAAGAUCCAUCAUUGCAGCCCAUUUAAAGGGCAUCAUCUCAGUAUCUCCCAUUUUAGUCAAAGAUCAAAUAUGAAGCUGUCUUUAAACUGCACUGUUUGCUUAAAUCUGCCCACUAGUUGAGCAAUUGAGCAAUCCACUAUACUGUAACUGUAAUGUGAGAAUUCUGUUUGGGAGUUGUCGUUUAGAUCUAGGCAUACUUGGUUUUCUGUUGUCCCAUGAUGCUGCUUGGGCAAUCAUGUCUGCUGAUAUUCGCUACUGAUGUGGUUUAACAGGGAGCAGAUGGCCCUCAGAUUGCAUUUUUAUGAGGAGAGGAUUGCUUGCCUGCAAUGCUGCUGAGAUAAAGACAUGGCAGACUGCCUAUAAAGGAGGACUUUUGUGGCCCCAUAAUGAGUGGGGCCCUGGGCGUUGACCAGUUUGCUUUUAAUAAAGUCACACUGCUGUCACCCUCCAGUUGUGGUGGACUCCUAACUCCCAUCAGCCUUACCCACCUUGGCUAGGGAUGCGGAGCUGCAGCAUCUGAACAUCUGAAGUGCAACACAUUCUGUAGCAUUUUAGGGCUAGAGGAAGCUCUUUUGCUCUGCUGAAAAUGAGUCCUGGAAUGAUGCUGCAAAUUGCAGUUGUGAGUCAUGCAUGUUGUUUCAAAGGACAUGAUCCUAAUGACCCUGGAGCAAGCUAACAUGAAAUUGGGUAUUUUCUCUUUUCCUUGUCAAAAAACUAGAGUUCAGCAGCCUUGUAAUUUACUCUUAAUUUGUGGUUGGGUUGUGUCCAACAGGAUCUAGAAAUUCAACUUGAAGUAAUCUCCCUGCAUAAAGCACGCACCAAAGCUCCCUGAAGUGUUAACAAAUUUUGCAAAACCAAAAUAAUGGACAAUUUCCUAACUUUCAACAACGCCCCCUAAACCAGCUGCCUUCCUCGCCCUCUCUAACAAUAGGCUUCCACGUCACCAUUCUUCACAGCAGGAGUGGCUGCUCAGCACUUAAAAUGCUCUGCAAAUUAAUCCUGCCACAAGCACAAUCCAGUUUGUUCUCUCUACCUCCCCCGUACCCCAGUGACUACCACAUUCCAGAAAUUAUUUCAAGGAAGAAUCCAAAUGGUUCCUAAUGCCAAAGUUUUCUCAAGCUACAUCAGCCAGUAUUUGAGAACCACAGUCUUAUUAGAAAGGGUUUUUUUAAGCCCAAACAACAACUUUGUAUAGAAUUGUUUUUUAUUUAUUUGCUUUAGUUCCAACCCCUGUCCCCGCCCCAAAAUAAUCUGUCGGUUAGUCAGGGCACCCACUGGCCUCCACCAAACCUGUGGAGGUAUUUCCCAAGCCACUUCCAAAUUUUUUUCUUUUUGUUGUGGCAAGCACUGACUUGUAAGAACUCAUUUUUCUGUAAGGAAGUGUGAGACUAUCAAAGGCUGCAUACACACCAUACAUUUAAAGCCCCCCCCCCCCCAAAUCCUGGAAACAGUACUUUGUUCAGGGUACUGGGAAUUGUAGCUCUGUGAGGGUUAAACUACAGUUUCCAUGAUCCUUUGGGGGUGGGGGAGUGCUUCAAAUGUAUGGUUUAUAAGCUGCAUUAAGCCUCUCGCAAAGGGCUUUCUCUCUUUCAUUCCCUGCUACCUUCUGCUUUUUUCAUUUCUGAGUUUGGGUUUAAGGGGAAUAUGGGCAUGGUUCCCAUUGAAAUCGAUGGGACUUGAGUUCCACUAACCUAGGGACUCCAGCCAACCAUAUGCCUCCUCUGGAACAAACUACCAUAUUUUUCGCCCCAUAAGGCGCACCGGCCCAUAGGAAAAAAAAAAUUGAUUUCCCCCCCAGGCUUCCCCCGACCCCAGCCCCCAGAACAGGCAGCUCUCCGCAACCCUGGGGAAACGGCGCGACUUCCCGCCUCUUGCUCUCCAGGCUUGCGCACCGACCCCUCUCGCUCUCCAGGCUUCAGCGAAAGCCUGCAUUCGCCCCAUAGGACGCACACACAUUUCCCCUUCAUUUUUGGAGGGGAAAAAGUGCGUCCUAUAGGGCGAAAAAUACGGUAUUUUGGCCUCCAAAAUGUAUUUUGGCUGGAAGAAGGGGAUUUGGUGCAGGGCGUGUGUUGCAUUUUAGGAAAAAGAAACAGUGAAACCAUCAAUGAAGAAUUUAAAGAGAGGUGUGAGAAAUGCCAAAAAUAUAACUUGUAGCAUCUCUGUGCCCCUUCAGAUGAAGUUGGACUCCAGCUCCCACCAUCCUUCUCCGCUGACUGUGCUGGCUGAGCUGGCUGAGGGAAGCUGGAGUUCAACACUAUCUUGAGGUUUAUGCUGCCAGCCUGGAAACUUGAGGAAAGGGUUGCUUCCAACGAAACUUCAGGAAGAACAUUUUGAUGUUAAAGAGCUGCUCAACAGUGAAACGGACUCCAUGGAAGGUGGUGGACUCUCCUUUUCUGGAGAUUUUAAAGCAGAGGUUGGAUGGCCAUCUGCCAGGGAUGCUUUAGCUGAGAUUCCUGCAUUGCAGGGGGUUGGACUAGAUGAUUCUCAGAGUCCUUUCCAAACUCUCCAAUUCUGUGAUUCUGUGUGGCCUGUUACAAUCUGAGACCUACCAAGGAGGCCCUCUCAGUGAUUCCAUCUGUGCAUCAGGCCCAGGCUGUGAAGACAUGAAGAUUAUUGGGGGUUGCUCCUCAAUUAUGGGAUCCCUUCCCACUUCAGGCAUGCUGGGAGGGUGCUGGGAGUUUUAGGAAAUCUCUAUUCCCCUCACAGAACUGCAAUUACCAGGGUAGUUUAAUAAGUGGUGUUUGUGUGUGAAGCACGCAAGCCUGAAUCUUAUGCUGGCUCAUUCCUGUAAUAGCUAUUCAAGCCCUCCAAGUUGCCUAAUGCGUUUAGACUACAAAAUAGUCUUCAUUAGAUGUAAUGAUCACCUGCCUCCUGAAAAAGGAGUUUCUUUUCCUUUGAGGAAAAACACUUGCCCCAAUCAACUACCCCCCCCCCCAGGACCUUUAUGAACUUCACUUCUGUUUGUUGCUUUGAAUAUUGCUGUGGAUCAGGAAUCCACAGCAAUAUUCCCUUUUCAAUUAGCAAUAAUUGCACCCUACAUUAACCAGGGUGUUGCUUGCGGCAAAACAGUAAAUGGUGCCACUGUCUCCUCUGCCACCGCAGCCUGAGGAAACCGGAGGCACUGGGGCCCUGGGUGCCUAAGCACCCACACAUUUUCUCACAAAGGGGCCAGGCACCCACAAAUUUCGGUGCCAGGGCCAUGCACAUUGCAUGGCACCCAUGGCCCCUGGCCCCAACGGUUGCGGGGCCAAGUUAGCACUCCUGACUGGAGCAGCAGCCUCAGGAAGCCCUGGCAUGCUGAAGCUGGCAGUGGAGAAAGAAGGAGGCUAGAGAGGAGCAGGCCCACUCUUCCCAGGUGGCGCAUAGGCGACAUGCGCUGGAUCUCCUGCCCCUCUCAGCUGUCCCUAGUCUGCUACCUGAGGUGACUGCUAAUGAACAGACUGGUUCUGAAUCUGUACCUUCAGGGCUGCAGGUCAGGAGCAGAAGAAUUAUAGGCAAUUCCUGCCAGGAGAUUCUCAUUGUAGCCCACAAUCCUCGAGUCCUGGAAUAUCUGGUGACACGAGGGGGCCAAUCUGUGAUGUUCCCAGGUGCUGUAAAAACAGCCCCUCUGACUUCCCACAAUCUGAGAAACUUGUUGCUGAGGGAGGCUGUGCCAUUGUUUUCUGCUUACCUGCCCCAGCCUGCCUUUGCCUAUCUUGAAAAUGCUGGUUUGAAUGAAACGGAGCCAGUGAAAAUCAUAUGUACAUGAAUUGUGGGGUGAGGGUGGCAAUUAUCUAUGCAUAUCAUUUCUUGAUUAAUGUUCUGAUUAUCUCUGUUUAUUAGCAAUACAUCUUCUGUGUCAGAUAAGAAAUAAUAGUGUUUACACAAGCUUUUGAAACGUCUUGCACACAGGUUCCCGUUUUUGAUUCGCAAAGCAGAAAGAGAGGGGUACCUUGCUCAAGUAUUUCCCAUGACCGCUCAUGGAAUAAGUGCUAGGAGUGAGCCCACUGUCACACACCUUUGACUAUGUCUGCAAAUCCUUUUGGCCCCCACCCCACAACCUUUGAUCAUUUACCUUAAUUAGAGGCAACGUGCUCUUGAUGUAUUUAAUUGCUGCAGUGUCAUAACUCAACAGUACCAUUACAAACCGAAAAAUAUGUAGGGAUUUCCAUUUAAACUCCAGCGGAGUGCAGGGCGUUCAGGCAGGCGCUGCAGUUGAAACAAACCCUAUGACUGUUUCCAGAUUGAUGGUUUCUGUCAGUACCCUGUCAUCUUUCUAUGUCCCAUCCACACAAGGAGGAAGUGUGACAGAACUGCUGUGUGUGUGGUCUUUUGAAGCUUGGCACACAUUCACUAUAACACUUGAGGUGGCUGCCAUUUUAUGACACCCAUUAGUUUUAGAAAAAAUCUUGUAAUUAUUACAUAAGUCUCUCUCUCUCUCUCUCUCUCUCUCUCUCUCUCUCUCUCUGUGUGUGUGUGUGUGUGUGUGUAGAGCACUAAAGAUUUAUAUCACCAUAAUGUUUAUAAAGUAAAGGUAAAGGUACCCCUGCCCAUACGGGCCAGUCGUGUCCGACUCUAGGGUUGUGCGCCCAUCUCACUUAAGAGGCCGGGGGCCAGCACUGUCCGGAGACACUUCCGGGUCACGUGGCCAGCGUGACGAAGCUGCUCUGGCGAGCCAGCACCAGCGCAGCACACGGAAACGCCGUUUACCUUUCCAGUAUACAGCGGUACCUAUUUAUCUACUUGCACUUAGGGGUGCUUUCGAACUGCUAGGUGGGCAGGAGCUGGGACCAAAGACGGGAGCUCACCCCGCCGCGGGGAUUCGAACCGCCGACCAUGCGAUCGGCAAGUCCUAGGCACUGAGGUUUUACCCAAGCGCCACCCGCGUCCCAUCAUAAUGUUUAUAGUAUAGCACAAAAUACGAUAAUAGUGUUAUACUUUUAUAACACUAUACUACAAUCCUAAUUUUUAAAAAAUUCUGGUUACUGGUAUUUUAGCAACUUGGUUAAUGGUGGUGAUAAGAGACUUAAGAUUUUAUCCCGCCCCCCAAGGGAAAAUAGAAUAGAAUGAUGGUGUUGGAGCACUACAACUCUUUCAUUAGUUUAAAAAGAACAUAUCCAGAAAAUAUUUUAAUGAUAAUUAAAAGAUAUAAAAAAUAGUGUCAAAAAUUGAUGCUCACCACAAAUGUUCUAAUGAAUGUGUGCUGAACUCUUUCCUGGUUCAUUGCUAUCCAUGUCAAAACCUCCACAUUUUUAAAAAGAUGAAAGAAUGGUGAUAAAGGUGUCUUACACCUGUGGAGAUUGCAGUGGUCUUCUGAUGGAGACCAGCCAUUCUGGUCUGAGAAAGAUGGAAGAACUAAAGGGGAAAUGUAGGGUGACAAUGAUUGGAUGGUUUUAUUUUUUUACAUUUUUAAUAUUUAUAUGCUGCUUUCCAAUGCAAAGCCCAACAUGGUGUCAUGUCAAUGUCCCAUAAAAAGUAGCUGAAAGGAUCAGGGCAAAAUGCCACAUAUAGAAACAGAGCCUCCCAAUGUCAUUGUUGGAAUUCUAGCCCAUCUCUCUCUCUCUCUCCACACACACAUACACACAUAACUUUGCAUUGCAUUUCAGUAGUAACAGCAUAUAAAAGAUGAUGAUAACAUACUAAAAGCGAACAGGAAAAUGGAAAAAAAGGAAGAAGAGAGUAAGGGAGAAAACCAUAUAAAUAAAAUUGAGCAAGUUUCCCGUUCAUAAAAUUGUAGUUUUGGAAGGGACCCCCGAGGGUCAUCUAGUCCAACCCCCUGCUAUGUAGGAAUCUCAGCUACAGCAUCCAUGGCAGUUGGCCAUCCCAGCUCUGCUUAGAAACCUCCAAGGAAGGAGAGUCCACCACCUUCGAAGGGAGUCAAGCAUCUCUUCCCAUCAGUAGGUUUAGUUGGAAUCUCUUUUCAACUUGAAUCCAUUGCUUCAGGUCCUACUCUCCAGAGGAAGAGAAAACAAGCUUGCUUCAUCUUCAAUGUAACAGCCCUUUAGAUAUUUGAAGGGGGCUAUCAUUUCUCCUCUCAGACUCCUCUUCUUCCGGCUAAACAUACCCAACUCCCUCAACCAUUCCUCAUAAGGCUUGGUUUCCAGACCCUUGAUCAUCUUGGUUGCCCUCCUCUGCACACAAUUGUCAUCAUCAUCACCAUCACAGCAUCCUUUUCUAAUUUACUUGCCUAUGAAUUGCAGAGGAGGCGAGAUUUAUAAUGCCUCUAUUAAUUUGUCUCUUUCAUAAACUAAGGAUUGAGUUGAAAGCACAUGUAAGCACAUGAUCAGACUGGGGAAAUGCUCGUUCAUGUCCAUGACUAAUUUCCCAUUACACAAAUGGGAUUGUGUUAAUCCCAUUUCAAAGAACUAAUCCUGUGUUGUUUCUUGGUAAUCACAGCAUCCUUUUCUAAGCACUCACAGACCGACCAUUUAAUUAUAUGUUCAAGGACCUUCCCUGCUAUCGCUGUCAAACUCAGUGGUCUUCUCUGGGUCUUCUCUCCCUGCCCCUCUGCCUUCUGAAGAUGGGGAAUAAUAUUUGCCUGCCUUCAGUCAGCAGGGACUUCUGAUAAUUCUGAAAGAUUAUAGACAGAGGCUCUGGGAUCGCAUCCACAAGCUCCUUUAGUACCCUUGCAGGCAGCUCAUCAGGCCCUGGGGAUUUGAAUUCAUUUAAAGUAGCCCAGAGUUCUCUUUUCCUAUCUUGAGCUGCAGCUCCAUCCUUUUAUAAUUUAUUUUGUUAUUACCAGGUUGGGCACUGCUUUACUUUUGGGUAAAGACAGUGGCAAAGUAGAUGUUGAGCAUUUCUGCCUUCUCUCUGUCACUCAAUAGCAUUUCUCCGUGCAGAAGACCUGCUCCUUGCUUGUUCUUCCUCGUGUUUCAAACAUAGCCAAAUAAAGCUCUAAAAAUUAAUUUUAAUCUCUUUUGUAAGCCUGAGCUCAUUCUGUGCUUUAGCCCGCCUGACUCAAAGUAAAGCAGUAAACAUCCUGAUCUCAGCAGUUUCAACAAACAUGGAAUUUAAACAAGAGUAUAGGCAGCACAGGACAGUCAGGUGUAAUUCCAAAUGUCUCUGUCUCAUGAUUUCAGCCAUUUACUUCUGAGCUAAUUAAUAGAUAUGAGCGUUUCUACUGUUCCUCCCAGUCCAAAUUUUUAAUACAGUGGUGCCUCGCAAGACGAAAUUAAUCCGUUCCGCCAGUCUCUUCUCUUGCGGUUUUUUCGUCUUGCGAAGCACGGCUAUUAGCGGCUUAGCAGCUAUUAACGGCUUAGUGGCUAUUAACGGCUUAGCGGCUUAGCAGCUUUAAGAAAAAGGAAACAAACUCACAAGAACUUGCAAGAUGUUUCGUCUUGCGAAGCAAGCCCAUAGGGAAAUUUGUCUUGCGGAAUGACUCAAAAAACACAAAACCCUUUCGUCUAGCGAGUUUUUCGUCUUGCGAGGCAUUCGUCUUGCGGGGCACCACUGUAUAUUUCUCAAUCUUUCCUUCUAGCUAUUCAUCCCUUCAUUUUUUCCACUGUCUUUAUUUGAAGAACAGGUUCCCUGCCCAGCCAUACAUUUGCGGUAUCUCCAGACUGCCCUAUUCCUUCCCAUGAGUUCAACUCUAGUUCUUUUAGCGUCUCUUUCGCCUGCUCAUAUUUGUAGAUGCUCAUUAACUGCAUUCCAAUGAUAGGUUCAUGCAUACCUUGCCUGAUAGCUGUCAUCGUUCACAAGUUUUGCAAUGAAUUGCUAGCCCCAAAGGGAGAUUAUUCACCCGAAACACCCACCUUGAAGCUGCAUCUUCAUCUGUUUUUUUUGGGGGGGGGGGAAUGUGGAGAAGUGGAAAUCCCUGCUUUCCCCCUUCCCAGUUUUUCACACCUGCGUAACGACAGAACUUGAAAUGCACUGUGACAAAUUCCUUUUGCACAACAAGAUGUUUACUGACAUUUCGAAAUGACUGAGACUUCAAUAAAAGCAAACGGUAACCUAGAGCUGUUUAUACAUGCUUUUGCACAUGAAACUCAACUGUGCAAUCCUAUGCCUGUCUAUUCAGAGGUUAGUUCUCAUAGGGUGGAGUGCUUUCCCUUGGGAGGCCUGCGCUGCACCCAGCUUCUUACUACUUUGCCGCCAGGCAAAUACAUUUUUGUCUUCCUGGGCAUUUGGGCAACAGCCAGUGAUAUUUUAUUGUAUUGUUAAAUUCAUUUUAUUUAGUACAAUUUAUUAAAAGUAAUUGCACAUUUGUUUUGUACAGUUACUUUAUAUUGUUUAAUGUGUGUAAAUUGCUUCAGGAUUUUCAGUGGGAAGCAAUCUGUAAGUGCUGGCCCAUUAGAGAAGCUAGUGCACUGGCCUACCAGUCUAAGUCUGCCCCCAGCCAGUUGCCCCCAGCCUGCCUUUCUUUCCUGCAGCUGGUCCAGGUUUGUCAACUUCCUCCUCUUCCUCCUCCAUUUCUGUUGUCCUUGUAGAACUCUGCGGGGAAAAGAAUGGGAGCAAAGCUAGAAUGAGUUGGCUCUGCUGAGCUAAAUGGACCAAGGAUCUCAUAGAAUUCAUAGAAUCAUAGAGUUGGAAGGGACCCUGAGGAUCAUCUAGUCCAACCCCCUGCAAUGCAGGAAUAUACAGUUGUUCCGUUGGGGAUCAAACCUGCAAGCUUGGUGUUAUCAGCACCAUGUUCUAACCAACUGAAUCAGACCACCAGUGUAAGAGAGCUUCCUUUGUUUUACUUCCGUCAACUUUCCGCUGUUUCAUGAUUGAGUCUCCUUUUCAUAGAAUCACAUUGUCUGUGUGUGUGUGUCUGUGUCUUGUAGGCUCGUGUAUUCCAACUCCCUGCUCAGUGCAGGACGUCCAGAGCUAGGGCAUCCUCAACAGAUGGUUGAGGAUGAGCUCAAUACACACCACCCGUCUGCCAGUUACCCCACAAACUCCUCAUCUGUUGUUUUACUUUUGAUAAACCCGCACGUUCCUUUAAGAGGAACAUUGCCAGAGAAAUUGGGGGGCUGGUAGCAGCACCGGGGAGAAGGGCACACAGUGGCCUCACUCAAUAUUUCCUGGUAUUGGUUUUGCCUUCCCAUCUUUUCCCCCUGUGGACUUGUAGGAUGCCUUUGAAGCGUUCCAUGUCGACAAGUCAUUGGUGAAGAAGUAUUUGAACCCGCUGCUGAUUGGGGAGUUGGCACCAGAUCAAUCCAGUUUGGGACCCAGCAAAAAUGUAAGUCUCUUCUAACCCCUGGAUGUGAGAUGUGAACCCAAGAAGAAGUAAGGUUUCCCUCCGUACAUGUUAUGUGUAUUCUGGAGUGCUUAAAGGAGGAUGCCAUGCGCUGGUCUGAACCUGUAAAUGGUGGCAACGGGCUGAUAGAAGGGGAGAAGCCCUGAGCAGAAUUAGACAUUAAAACUCUGGUCACACCCUCCCCUUGCUGCUCCUAAGAGCACAGGCUACUCCAACAUUUCCUAGAGUAGAGGAGCUGUCAUUUUUAAAUUUCUUCUUCACAGGAAUCACUCAUCAUGGACUUCCGUGAGCUGCGCACCACUAUAGAGAAGAUGGAACUCCUGAAGCCCAACACUUACUUUUUCAUGGCGGUGUUCCUUCACAUCCUGCUCUUGGAUGCUGCGUCCUGGCUCAACUUCUUGUAUUUUGGAACCUCUUUACUGCCCUUCACUGUCUCUGUGGCACUUUGCACAAUGUCCCACGUAAGUUGUCUUGCUCCGUGAAUAAAGCCAAAGGCUGGCCUUCUGUUCUAAGCACCUGAAACCAGCUUCCUUGGUCAUCUUCUACUACCCUGGUGAAGCCAGUGCUCAUUCUGGAGGUCAUCUUUAUCACUGGGAUUUUUGUCGCUCCCAGCGUUAAUGGGUGCAAUUCCAGUCCUUUGCAGUGAGAUGUUUGUUUAUCCUCGGCGAUUUAUGAGUUGUAUGGGUAUUAUUCAGAAAUUCAUGCCUGCAUUUACCCAUGUAGUAUGCAUGGCACACAGAUUACUCUAGAGCUACCACAUGCAAUGACAUGAUGGCUUCUUUUGAAUUAAAUGAUGCAGAAGGGACCCCAAAAGCCGUUCAAAUGAUAGGCAGGCCAUUGUUCUAAGCAAUCUCCUUUGCCUUCCAGAUCCAGGCUUCAUGGUUCCAACAUGAUUUGGGGCACCUUUCCGUCUUCCAGAAGCCCAAGUGGAACCACCUGCUUCACAAAUUUGUGAUGUGCCAUCUUCUUGUAAGUGCUUGUUUUCGAAAACUUUUAUUUUUUUGAGAGGGGUGGGAAGGGUAAGAGAUCUGGAUUGAUUAUCUGAAAAUCAAGCUACCAUAUUUUUGGACAAUGUGCAUAAUACACUAAAAGGUGUGUGGGGGGGGGAAACGUUCUAGUUCUUUGUGGAUUUUUGUUCCCAAAAGCCUUCCCACAACCCUCCCAUUGCAUGGUGGGUGCAUAUAUACUACAAACAAAUCAGUUUUAUAACAGAGGAACUGUCUUGGCUUCCCCUAAAGCCAGGAUGGGGAACUUUUGGCCUUCAGCUGUUACUGGGCUACCACUGCCCCCUUCCCUGACCAUUGGCUGUGCUGGCUGGAACUCAGGGGAAUUGCAGUUCCAACAGCAUCAGAAGGACCACACGUUCCUCACUGCUGUCUAAAUGAACCCUGUGUGCUGCAGCAAAGGUGCCUAGAAUCCUCUUAUUGGUCUCCCUGCUCCCCUCGACAGGACCAGAGUUCCUAGGACUUCCUACGAAGAGGGACUGACUCUUAAUGUGGCCUAAAUCUGUCAGUACGCCUUUCAGCCGAUGUGCAGCAACUGGGCUCAAUAACUGGUUCUUCCCUGACUGGGCUAGGCGACUGGAGCACUUUCAGAGGCCUUCCAAUCCUGGAAAACAGGUCUCAGUGCACUGGACUCACAGCUGUGCAUUGUGAGCACCAGACUCAUGCAGAGUAUAAAUAACACGGAAGCUAGCUGUGAAGCAUAACUCCUUUUAUUUCUGAUAGCUACUACAAACUAAAGAACUACUGGCUUGCAUGAGUGUAACAUCUCCCACUCAGCCAUCUAGUCACUACAUAGAUAAGACUGUCUCCACACAGAGUCAGGCAGUCAGUCAGGACCGGAAGAGUAGAAGAGCAGUUUCCGCCCCCUCCUUUCUCAAAACAUCAGAUCAGGAGAUUCUUCCAAUGGGAGGGGGUGAAAAUAUCAACAAAAUCUACAGUGCAGUGAUCUCCUUGGUUUUUUACCUUUAGCUGUGCUGUAGAAUUGACUUCUUCUCUGAUCUUCCUUUCAACAGGGGGCAUCGGCCAACUGGUGGACUCUCCUGCACUCACAACAUCACGCAAAACCCAAUUGCCACAGCAAGGACCCGGACAUCGACAUGCACCCUGCCUUGUUUGCUUUGGGGAAGACCCUCUCUGUGGAGGCAAGUUUCAUGUUGCUCUCAUGCCCUUCAGAAAACAAUGAAUGCUUCCUAUUUGUUCCUGUGCGCUACCUAUUUGUAGUGUAGCUGUAUGUGUGGUCGCCAGAUUUCUACCUUAAAAAAACCCACACCAACAAAUAAUACAUGCCACUUAAUAUUUUGGGGUGGGGUUGGGAAUCCAGGGAACUAAAUUUAUGUUGACUGGAAAGAAGUCUAUGUAAUAAUGAUAUGGUUGCAUUCAGGGAAGUGGCAAGGUGCCUGUAUGGCUGGGAUGGGGAACUUGUGGCCAUUCACAUGUUGUUGGACUCCAGCUCUCAUCAGCCCCAGUCAAUAUGGCCAAUGGCAAUGAAAAUUACAGGACGGCAACAUACGAGGAGUUGCAGGCUCCCCCUUCUGUAGGGCCAUUUUUAUCAAAAUGUGACCUGAUUUGCUUUCACAGCUUGGGGUAAAGAAGACAAAGUAUAUGCCUUACAACCACCAGCACAAGUACUUCUCCUUCAGUAAGUGUUGCUGUUGUUUUUUGAAUUUAUAUACCACCCUAUACCCAGCGGUCUCAGGGCGGUUCAUAGAAAAGAUCACAAUAUAUAAAAUUAAAAUAAAAACAAUAACCCAGUAACACCCCCCCCAAAAGAGCCACAUUUUAAAAGGGUAUCGGGAUGUCAAUCAGGUCAACCAAAGGCCUGGUUAAAAAGGAAUGUUUUUUGUCUGGCGCCUAAAGGUGUAAAAUGAAGGCGCCAGGUGAACUUCCCUGGGAGAGCAUUCCACAGACAGGGAUCCACUGCAGAGAAGGCCUGUUCUCAUGUUGCCACCCUCCGGACCUCUUGAGGAGGAGGCAAACGAAGGAGGGCCUCAGAAGAUAAUUCAGGGUCUGGGUAGGUUCAUAUGGAAGUAUGACUAACUUCCUGCAAUGCCAUGGGAGUUAGUGGAGUCCGUUGGCUUAUGGUGAAUUAUAAUGGUACCAUCAUAGUCAUGGGCACAUGAUAGUGUGUAGCGGCUACAUCUGCAAAAACCCUGUGCCCAGCAGGUGGACAGUGCUGUGCACCUCUGUUCUACUUGAACCGUCACUCCACAGCAUUCUCAUAUUCCCUGUUGAUAGAAGUUCCUGCCAGAGCAAUGUUUCACCCCUGUAAUGUGUAUUUGCAUGCCAUACCUGGACCUAACACCUUGUAGGCCACCAUUAUGCUACAGUGGAGCUUGGAAGCACAGGACAGACUGUAGGGGAAUCCCUGUGCCAGAGCAAGGGAAUGAUUUCGUCUUCCCAGUUAAUGGGAUCAUAUGGUUGGAUCCAGACUAAAUUAAUGGUGGCUUAGUUCCAUUCAAAUCAGUGGGGCAAGUUAGUAUUGACUAAGUUUAAGCCGCUUUGAUCUCUGCGAGAACUGUUAGUCCAGAUCCAGCCCACAGUCCAUAAUAUCCUGUACCCUGUUACUUUUAACUGUAGUAAAACUUAAGGCAUUCUUCAGUAGCCACACCUAAAUUAUCCGCUUGCACUAUCUUCUUCCCAGUACAUCUGGUUUAUUUUACAUAUUUUGUAUUUUAAUUAUGUGGCUAAGGCAUCUUUCUUUUGCUAUCUUCAUCAGCGUUGCCUCCACUGUUGUUCCCUACCUUCUUCCAAUAUCACACCUUCUACAUUGCUUUCAAGAAGAAUUACUGGGUGGUAAGUAUUGCAUUAUCUGAGUUACAGAUGAAGCAACAGAAGAGCCCUCACUCCUAUUCCUGGCUGGCUGGCUUCUUGGGUGUUCUGAGGCAUUUUGUGUUUUAAUAUUUUGUUGGUAGCCGCUCAGAAUGGCUGGAGCAUCCCAGUCAGAUGAGCAGCAUAUAAAUAAAAAAAUAUUAUUACCAUUAUCUCUCAAAUUAUAGAGCAAUCACUAAUGCUAGAUCCAGUCUUGGCCUUGCUUUCAAUAGAAAGGAAUACAAAUCCCAGAGUAUCUUAUAAAACACUGGUCUUUCUGUUACUAACAAUGUCAAGAAAGCCAAUAGUCAAUGGAAAUCUUGCUCGCAUCCUUCAGUUGAUUAUUGGUAUGGUAGACUGUGGGAUCUAGCUCUCUCUGUGCAUCUCACAUUUCAAAGAAAAGUAAGUAGAGGAGAAUCUAAAUAAGAUCAUUUUUAUGCUAUUUGGUCUAUACAGUGGUACCUCGGGUUACAGAUGCUUCAGGUUACAGACUCUGCUAACCCAGAAAUAGUACCUCGGGUUAAGAACUUUGCUUCAGGAUGAGAACAGAAAUCGCGUGGCGGUGGGAGGCCCCAUUAGCUAAAGUGGUACCUCAGGUUAAGAACAGUUUCAGGUUAAGAACGGACCUCCAGAACAAAUUAAGUUCUUAACCCCAGGUACCACUGUACUUUUGACAAUAGACCCUGUCUAUAUAUACUGUAUAGACAAUAGACUCCCAAUAAUUCAAUUAAGUUUGUGGAGAGGAUAUAUUUUAGAAGAUUGGGAUAAAGAGAUAUCUCAAUGCCUUGGAUUGUGAUUAUAAAAGGAUACAUUGCAUGAAUUAAUGUAGGGUAUUAUCUUCCCUUUCCUUCCCCUCCAUUCUAUCUAUUCUCAUUCUCCUUUGUUUUCUUUUUGUAUCAAUAUUUUUUAUGAUGUUUGUAUUUCAUCUAUAUUUAUCUUUAUUUUAAAAAUUGAUAAAGUUUCUUUAAACAAAAAAAAAGCAGUUUCUGCUGAACAUUGGUUAAAUGACAUUAUGUUAUGUUAGCUUGAGUACUUCAAUCACAGUCUUGUUUCAACCACAAGGCCUAUCAGCAAAACUUUCUGUUGCACCUCUGGGGUAAAGGAUCGUAGGGGACAAUAACAAUGUGAACUAAGCUUCCUCCAUUCUGACAGCUUCUUCCUUUUGUUAGGAUAUUGCCUGCAUGCUGAGCUUCUUCAUCCGAUUCUUCAUCGUCUACGGGUGUUUUCUAGAAAUAAAGAGUCUUCUUAUAUUCUUCUUUUUGGUCAGGUAUUGUACAGCACAAAACCCCUCCCGAUUCAACUAAAUUUACCCAAAGCUGCCUUAGUGAAAGCAAUGGGACUUGAGCUUGUGUUGGCUGACUUAUCCUUUUAGUUGAAUUGGACUUCACCACGACCAACUUCAGCUGGCUUGGUUGGCCAUCUAUAUUUCUGUGGUGGAAAUGCCCCAAAAUUCAACCCUUUGUGGACUUCAGUCCUACAAGAAGUCUGCAAAAUAGCAAGACAGGUAUUAGAAGCACCCCCAGAACUGGUGUUGGAGAAAUUCAAAAAGAGGUUCCUAGGCAGGAGGUAUCCUUCCCAGGCACCCAGGAUAAGGAUGCAGGCUCCAAGUGAAAAGAUAGGCCUUUAUUGAAAUACAAAUGUGAACAGGAUGCUCCUUAUUUUUGAAGCUGUCCCUAUGUGCACUGAGGCCACAAGGCAAGCCGAACAAACAUACGACACACACACACACACACCGUAGCCCUUUUGCUUUGUAUACAGGCAACUCCUAAUUUAUGUUCCAAGGCACUGUGGGUUUAAGUGAAAUCGCAUAUAUUUGAAACACCAUUGGCAAAGCCUGCAAACACCUUGUUUUAUUGAAUACUAUGUUUCAUAUCUGGUCCUUUGAUUAAAAUGAAUUUUCAAAGUUAGCUGUAAGUUACUGUACUUUUCUAAAAGAAAUGGUUUUCUCUUGGCAUAUUACAAGUAAAAAAUUAAACACUGAGACUCUGAGAGAGCUUAGUAAGCUCAGCCCAACAUUUAAAAUAGCCAAGGAGGCCAGGCAGGGCUGAUUGGAUUCCAUUCCUCCGGUGAUGAACCCUUUUCUGUGUCUGACUGCCCCUUACUGGGGUUAUUUUGGAGGGCGGGGUCAGGAAGUUCUGGUUGCAAAGUUUUCUGCUGAGUUGCUCACAUUAUCUGCUGAAGAUUGUCUUUCCUAAAAAUGACAGAAUGGGAAGAGAGUUCGGAGCUGCAUUGCAAUUAUGAGUUGAGCAGAGAUGGGAAAGGUUUGCUUGCUGCUAUGGGACCGUCUAUUCACUUUUCGUUUUUUCUGCUUGUGGCUUUAUAAGUAAAAUAAUGUGAAAGCCACCUUUUUCAGUUCAGUUUGAAAACAUAGAAAAAUGAGUGUGAUGUUUUCAGGGAGUCAGAUUUUUGUGCAAGACACCAGAUUUCACACAAGGCUUUAAAAAAAAAAAGCAUUUUCCCAAUAUGAUCGGAUUAGUGAAUUACGCUUUCUACUGUAUUACUACUCUAUUUCCCCAUGCAGGAUGUUGGAAAGCUCCUGGUUUGUCUGGGUCUCCCAAAUGAAUCACAUACCCAUGACUAUAGAUUAUGACAAGAACUUGGACUGGGUGUCCAUCCAGGUAAUUAUUUUUUUUACUCUAGCAACUCUAUGGCUAUACAUGGGACUGCUCUAUAUCCUCUCAAAAGAUCAUUCUGGGUUCUAAUUCAAGUUGACCGAGAUGCUGCCCUGGAUGUUUAUCAGGAAACUGGAGGAAAAGCAGGCAUGAGUUCAGAUAAAGAGGCAUUAGCGCAGGGAUGGCGUCUUGUAGCUGUUCAGAUGCUGCUGGACUGUCAUUAGCACUGUCCAUGCUGGCUAAGGCUCAUGGGAGUUGUAGUUCAACAACAUCUGGUGGGGUCACAGGUUCUCCACUGCUGCUUUAGUGGACUCAACUAGACUAGGGAAUCAUGGGAGCUGGAGAUGCAGCAAAGAUGCAGUUCUUUCAGUGAGUAAAGAAGCAGGAGAGAGCAACAAGGAGUUAGUAGGAGCAAGUUAAUUCUGGGGAUGGGGAAUCCAUGGUCCUUCCAGGUGUCACCAGACUGGGCAGAUUCACAUCAUACAUUAAAGCACAUCCAAUGCACAUUUAAAACCCAUGACUUCCCCCCAAAGUAUCCUGGGAACUAUAAUCCUUCCUCCUUAAUGUCACCCUUAGCAAAUUGCAGUUCUCAUGAGUCUUUGGAUGAUGCUAUGUGCCUUGGGUGUGCUUUAAAUGUAUGGUGUGGGCCUGCCCUCCAACUCCUACCAGCCUUAGCCUUCUUGGCCACUGGUCAGGAAUGAUGUUAGUUGUAGUCCGGCAACAUCUGGAGGGGUUACAGGUUCCCCAUCCCUGGGCUUAGAGUAUGGUUUAGGGGCAGAGGGGAGGCAGAAAGAACCCUGCAAGUAUUUAAGAAGCAAGCAGAAGGAAACAAAGAGCGUGGAGAGUAGCUGGUAGCAAGAGGGACCAGAAACAUACCCUUGAGAGAAUGAGGAACAUCUAGAGAAGAUGUUCACAGAGGAUCACAGAGCAGCUUACAAUAGAAAAACACAGAUACAUAACAUAAAAAUCAUUGUUGAUUGUGCUGUAACAAUCAAAUAAGCCCUUUUUAAUAAGGGGUGGGGGACAAUGUAUUAGGCUGACAGACAAAUUUUAAAAAUGGCUUUUCAUUUCUCCCCCUCCCUGUAGAAUUAGGACCCAGCUAUAGUCCUGUUUGUUUUAAAAAGCAAUCCAACCUUUCCACAUACUGUGACUGCUCACUUGCUGGCGUUGCAACACUCACAAACACAUUUGUGUCAUUGUGUUCUUAUUAUCAGUAUUCUGUCGUCAUUUGACAAGCACCCAAAAUGAGAGGGUGAGCCUUCUUGGGACCAGAGCGGGGCAUCUCCUUGCUCCUGCUAGGACUGGAGUGAAAGCUGCCAAAAAGAAUCAAGUGAAACGAGACAAACCCACCUUCUUUGCUCCUCACAAUCAUUCUUGGUUCCCAACAUGCUUCAGAAAGGAGCAUCACUCAGUUUCCCACUGUCCAUAACAGUUGCCCACCACAGUAUCACAGUGUAGCAGCAGUUCUCCUCAGUAACCCAGAAGGGCUAAUGAAGCAGACGGCCACAGCAUCCCUCCCCUUCUGAACAGUCUCUAGUUGGGUCUGAGGGUUGUAACAGUGAAAAGUGGGGAAUGGGCAACAUGGCAGACAUGGGACCCACUGUAGGCUCUUUGGUAACGUGAGGAUUGCAAGAAUGUGGUGCUGACAUCUAGUCGGCUUUGCUAACUAUGGGAGGGAUUUGGUAGUAACUUAGGGUUGAAUCCAACAAGGUCGUUGCGCGAGCAAAACUUCUGCUCACACAACAGCAUUUCCCUGCCCCUUUCUCCCUCUGUACCCCACUGCCAAAUCUGCUCUUGAGGGUUGAGGGGGAACUCGGGGCGCAUUGGGAGGGAUGUGGUGGGGGGAGAGAAAGUUCUUUUGCAUUGAGUACAAGUUCUUCUACUUGCACAAUGACUUGGCUGAAUGCAACCCAUAGCCGUCAUACCAGGAGAGAGAGAAAGCUGUCAAGUGCUUCAACAUCCACCCACUUGUUAUUUCAGCUCCAGGCGACAUGUAACGUUGAUCAUUCCUGGUUCAACGACUGGUUUACUGGCCACUUGAAUUUCCAGAUUGAACACCAGUAAGUAUGGACCGCAAGGAAGUGCUUUCUCUGGGUUGUAUGUAGGUGAGUGGAACCCUGCUCACACAAUGGGGCUUUUCUGGCUCUUACCUUACUGCCCCUUGAAAAGCAACUCCCUAGGGAUGCAGGACUCUCUGGAAUAGUGUGAAUCGGGACAUGGUGGGAGAGGCUACACUGGGAAAGGGAACACAAGAGAAAUCCGCGCGUUGCCUUGUGCAAGUAGACAUGCUGAGCCAGUUGUGUGAAACUUCUUUGGAUCCAAGCCAACACAUCCUAGGAAUGCUUUUCAUGCUGUGUGAGUCUCUGUAGGAAGAACAAACGUCCAGUAUGUGAAGCAAUUUUUCUAUUGUUCGGUUUUCUGGAUGACUGCCUUGUCUAUGAUUUCUACACCAAAUGUGAUUAGCAGAACUUGAGGCAGAAUUGUUUUGGUUUCCCCCGCCAGUCUCUUCCCUACGAUGCCCCGGCACAACUACUGGAAGGUGGUCCCUCUGGUGAAGUCUCUGUGUGCCAAACAUGGCAUUGAAUACAAGUGCAAGCCCCUGCUGACAGCCUUUGCAGAUAUUUUACGGUAUGUAUCAAAGGAGAAAUGUGGCAUAAACAUACAGAUGUGCAGUGGGAAGAUAAGGCAGCUUACUCUCAUUUUCUGCAGGGGUGGAUAAACCAGUGGCAUGAUCAGACCGGCCAAGCAGCUUUUAGCAUCCCACUGCUCCCAUUAAAUUUUACUGGCACUGCUUUUGCAGAUAUUUUGCCAAGCCACUGCUGUCGAGUCAGAUGGAGAAUGCUGUAAUGCUUCCAGAAUGCUCCAGUCUGCUCCAGUGUCUCCCAAGUUCUGACAAAACACAGGGGCACCCAUUUCUGUUUCUGCAGCACCCUCAGUGGCAGAGGGCUGCCUCCCCCCGCAGAAGACACAACUGGUAGCAAUUGGCAGGGGCUGGCCAGCAGCCACUGCACAAACUGCUCAACCGUUUUAAAGGGAAAGGUGCAUUUCCAGAAAUAACACAACAAAGUAUGACUUGGAAGCAUCAUUUUCAGUGUUUCAGCAGCCUUUUCCCAGGCCUUCCUGAAUUAGUCGUUUCUGCAGCAUUUAAUUCUGGUUGCUUUCAUGGUUCCCAACUUUGUUUUUUAUUACUUGUGGUGCUUUCUAUUCCUGUACAUCCCUCAGGUAUUUUUUAAAUACAGGGUGAUUUGUAAAUUUUGAAAUUAAAAUAAGUAGCCGCCACACCCCCUUUCACCAUUCUUGCAGCUGGCUUGUCGCUGGCUCAUGGCCAGCUGGGGAAUUGCAUACAGCUCUAGUGGCAAAAAAAGGUUGACUACUGCUGAGUUAUAGAUUUCUGCUUUCUUGAUCUUUACCCAGAUUCCUGCCUCUCUAUUUAACUUGAUUGUAUCUCGGGCAUCUUACCCUUUCUUUUCCACAACACUUAAUUAGUUUUCUCCCACCCCACCCUUUCUCUUACUGCAGUUCCCUGAAGGAUUCUGGAGAGCUCUGGUUGGAUGCCUAUUUGCAUAAAUAAGUACUGGCUUUACAGAAAACAGAUUCAUUCACGAUGUCUCCACAGAUGCCUUAUACCGGCAGAUUGCCUUGAACGUUUUUCCAACUCCCAGUGUUUCAUUGUUUCCUAUUUAUAAUAAAAUUUAUGUCUGAUACCAUGCUUUCCCUAUUUUGUACAUCUCCC
Molecule: messenger RNA, 20265 nt
Organism: Podarcis lilfordi (Lilford's wall lizard)
Lineage: Eukaryota; Metazoa; Chordata; Lepidosauria; Squamata; Lacertidae
Source: the annotation of a GenBank genome assembly